AUGAGAAUUCCUAGAAAACUGGAGGUAUGGAAGAUGGGUGUCGUGAAUUACUCGCAGGCACUAAAGCUGCAAGAGAAACUGAUAUCCGAUAGGAAAUCACAGAAGAUCACAGACACUCUCCUGUCCCUACAGCACCCCCCGACUUACACCCUCGGAAAAAGACGAACCCAACACAACGUAUUAGCCAACGAGACCGAACUCAAAGCCAUGGGAGCUAAGCUCUACUACACAGAGAGAGGAGGUGAUGUCACUUUUCACGGGCCCCACCAAGCUGUUUUGUACCCCAUUGUUUCUCUGAGAGAACUCGGGCUGGGGGCCAGAAAAUACGUUGAGAAGCUCGAGCUCACGAUGAUCGAGCUGGCUUCUCUGUACGGUUUGGCAGCUCGUGCGGGACAAAAGUGCGAAACCGGGGUUUGGAUUGAGCAGAGAAAGAUUGGGGCGAUUGGGGUUCGUAUAUCGUCCGGGAUUACAUCUCACGGGCUGGCUUUCAAUGUCGACCCGGAUUUGAGUUACUUUGGGCAUAUAGUGCCUUGUGGGAUUGCAGAUAAAGAGGUUACAUCUUUGCAGAGGGAGGUGAAAGAAAUGCUUCCUCCUGAGGAAGUUGUUACUGAGCAGUUGAUUUCCUCUUUUGUGAGGACCUUUGAUUAUGGUGAUGUUGUUUGGAAAGAUGCAUCAUCAAUCUCACUGGAUGAGUGA
Messenger RNA from Striga hermonthica, 696 nucleotides. The record is from the annotation of a GenBank genome assembly. Lineage: Eukaryota; Viridiplantae; Streptophyta; Magnoliopsida; Lamiales; Orobanchaceae.